UUAUUCCAUAAGACGUAUUCAGGCGACUUUUGGCAUUAUAUAGCUACCAAUUGCAUUUGCAUUCCGAAUCGUCACAUCGCUCGCUGGCGCAUCAAGACAGAGCUUGGCUUUUCCACUAUCUACUGUAAAAUCUUGUGGCGCCGAAACUGUGUGGCUUUCUCUAGGUGUGGCUCAUCUAGCUAGAUAGGUACCUCGCUAUGCGGAAAGUGGUAUUCGAAGUACAUGCCUUGGCAGCUUGCCCUAUGAUAUCAUUGGCUUUUGGCGCGGGUCCCGAGUGAGUUGUGGUAUGUAAUAAUAAAUUGUAUGAGCAGCCUGUCACACACGAUCGUCCAAGGUCGUAAGACAGGGCUUUUCUCCUGCGAAUCACCUUCUGAUUCGACACAGGGCAUGGAGAAGGGCUUGCUUUACUCUAGGUGCCUUGGAUAAUGCUCGCUACAAGACAGAUCGGACUCGGGUUCCGGUCCUUGCCCGGCUCGAGGGUUCAAGCUGCUUUGAACCUGAACCGCGGCCCCAGAUUACAGGCAAAAUGGGCACCGCCGAUACAUUUGACCCGGAGGGCUUGGAAUAGUACUAUAUCGCCCGAAGAUGAAAAGGAUGGUCAUAUAGAAACAGCCCCCAAUGAGUCCAUUCUCUGGGUUGAUAACAUAUUUCCACUCAGGCUGGCUGGACUGCGUCUGCCAUGGGGUAAUCCCGAAACUGACAUACCGGGACUCAUGAAGCGAUUUGAGAACUCUAGCCUGGGCAUCAUGGAUCCAGCAAGCAUAGUGAGGCGUGCGCUACCUAGCGAUGUUCCCUUGAAAGUCACUGAGAUUUUACCGAGAGUCAAGGACGGCGGUGCUUUUGUCAAGUUCGUCCACCCACCUGGAGUGACAGCGAGGGAAGUAGAAGGAAAAGUCGCCAAAUUGCUGGCUGAGAAGCCCAUUAAGCGAUUCUUCAGCCCCUUUCGUGGUGUACAGGCCGGAUUGGUGAAAGGCGUUCCAUGGCUGGAGGAUCUACAGAGAUAUCCAAAGGUUCGACUACGUAUUGAGUUUGUACCGAAGAAUCCUGGGGAGGAAGCAGUCGAGCUAUCUCAGGAGAGUCUGUAUAGCAUGUUCCGCCGAUACGGAUCUAUCUCUGAGAUCAUUUCCCAGCCUUGGGAUUCUAAGGUUCUCCCUAAGUACGCUUAUGUCGACUUCUUCUUUGUCAGAGACGCUAUUAUGGCACGGAAUUGCCUUCACGGAUUCAUCGUGCCAGAGGACCUAGGUGGAGGCAAACUCGGCACCAAAUUUCGCAUCUCCUACGAGCGACGAACAAAGCCUCAUCGGGUCUGGGAAUGGAUUACGAAUCAUCCACGGAUCGUUAUUCCCGUCAUCGUAGCUCUGCUCACGGGUCUGACCGUCGUUGUUUUCGACCCCAUCCGCUCGUUCUUCGUUAAAGCUCAUGUUUCGCGCAAAUACCGCCUGAGUAAUAACAGGGUAUACCGAUGGCUUCGGCAGCAGACAUCUGACAUCUUUGCCUUUAGGCGAGGGGGAGCUGAGCAGGCUGGCUUGAACGCAGUCUGGUCUCAUCGAAAGGACAUAAUCGAGCAGAUACAGGCAUGGUUGAUGGAGACAGCCGAGACCUUUAUUGUGAUCCAGGGCCCUCGUGGCUCAGGGAAAAGAGAGCUUGUUCUGGAGCAAGCUCUUAAAGACAGAGAAAAUAUUCUGGUGAUCGACUGCAAGGAGAUCAUCGAAGCCAGAGGCGAGUCAGCAAUCAUCAAGAAGAUGGCAUCGGAAGUUGGCUACCGACCCAUAUUUUCAUGGGCGAAUAGCAUGAGUAGCAUGGUUGAUCUUGCAAUUCAGAGCACCACUGGUGUGAAGGCAGGUUUCUCGGAAACGCUCGACUCACAGCUACAGAAAAUUCUACAAGCAUCAGCCGGUGCUCUACAAGCUCUCGACCUAGAAAGCCGAUCUAAGAACGACGCAGAUGCUUCACUUCCAGCAGACGCUUAUCUGGAAGCCCAUCCCGAGAAAAGAGCCGUGGUUGUCGUUGACAAUUUUGUAUACAAUAGCGAUGCCAACACUCUGAUCUACGAUAGGAUUGCUGAUUGGGCUGCAGCACUCGUGCAGUCUGACGUUGCUCAUGUCAUCUUCCUCACCAACGACUCGUCGUAUACUAAAGUGUUAUCUAAAUCCCUCCCAGAUCGUGUCUUCCGUCAUGUCGCACUAGGCGACCUCUCGCCAGACGUAGCCAGAAGAUUCAUUCUUGGCCAUGUCAGCGCAGACCAGAAGACAGACGAAUCAACUGAUGAUAAUUCUGCAGAAAAACAAAGCGUCGCAGUGGUUCCUGAUCUAGCAGAGUUAGACGCAUGUAUUGGCACACUUGGAGGGCGUCUCACUGAUCUCGAAUAUCUCGCUCGCCGCAUCAAAGCUGGCCAAUCGCCUAAACAAGCUGUCGCAGAAAUCACGGAACAAGCGUCUUCUGAGAUUUUGAAGAUGUUCCUUUUACCCGGCAAAGUAACCAGCGACGGCGAACACAAGUGGUCAAUGGAGCAAGCGUGGUACCUCGUAAACCAGCUCUCAAAGAAUGAUACGCUCCGAUACAACGAGGUGCUCCUCUCUGACACGUUCGCAUCCUCCCUCACAGCACCCAACGGCGAGUCCGCCCUCGAAGGCCUCUCCAACGCAGAGCUCAUCACAGUACGCUCCCACGCGGGCCGACCACGCAGUAUCGCGGUGGGUAAACCCGUGUAUCAAGCCGCAUUCCGACAACUCGCGGCCGACAAGGUAUUGUCAGCGAAGAUGGAACUGGCGAGAUUCAAGGAGCUCGUCAAGAUCGAGACGGGCAACAUCGACAAGGCGGAGAAAGAAUUGGUGAUGCUAGGCUCACUACCGAGUCAGCCUUGGGGCGCCCGUGAGCGCGUCCAGUAUCUCUUGAGCAAGAUAGACGGCGCGCAGAAGAAGAUCACGGGAUAUGAAGGCGAGAUGGGCAAGUUGAAGAAGGUCAUUUCUACCCAGUAUUAAAAACGCGGAUAUAUAAUCUUUAGCUAGAAGUAAGCAGUUGUAUCAUAGUGUAUCAUCUCGUGAGCGAGAUUGACGCCUGAACUUAUUGUCAUGCGAGCGAGGCAAGGCAAAGGACGGAGGAUGAAUAAUAUGGUACGGUAUGGCAUGCUUAGAUACCCAUCUCAUUUUCAUCCCAAUCAGCGCCUUUUAAAGACGGGAUUUCAAGAUAAACAUUGCCCACUUUUGAAAAUUACUUGACAAUGUUUCUAACGUGAGAUUAGCUGGAGUUCAUAGAGGCCGUUAAUAGCAAAUAUCUGGCAUGAUGAUAUAGG
Molecule: messenger RNA, 3292 nt
Organism: Xylaria bambusicola
Lineage: Eukaryota; Fungi; Ascomycota; Sordariomycetes; Xylariales; Xylariaceae
Product: RNA12 protein
Exons: 2
Coding region: 426-2981 (851 amino acids)
Cellular component (GO): mitochondrial inner membrane
Molecular function (GO): RNA binding
Source: RefSeq, a predicted model, not a curated record